Molecule: messenger RNA, 1838 nt
Organism: Poecilia latipinna (sailfin molly)
Lineage: Eukaryota; Metazoa; Chordata; Actinopteri; Cyprinodontiformes; Poeciliidae
Product: complement factor H-like
Exons: 13
Coding region: 127-1152 (341 amino acids)
Source: RefSeq, a predicted model, not a curated record
UAUUAGUCUUCAGUGGGAGGAGAAUCAUUUACACAGUGAGGAGCUAUUUACACACGUCGUUUCCACUGUAACGAAGUUGGACUGAGGUAGAGGCAGCUUUAUCCGGAUAGUUUGUAUCUCCCUGUUAUGGAGGUUUUACUGGACACCCGCAGACAGAGAAAACUCCUCAUCCUGUACCUAUUUAUUGGGACUGUUGCAGCGGAAUGUUCUAAACCUGAACCUGGAAUGAACAUGGUUCUCACCGACGAAUCUCUCCUAAAAAAUGAAUUCCUAGAGGGUUCUGAGGUCACAUUACAGUGCAGCAAUGGAUAUGAAAAUGCAAGUGGCUCUGGGAUCAUGAACUGCAUUGAUAACAAGUGGACUGAGCCAGAUCUCAACUGCAAGAAGAAAGACUGUGGUUUGCCUAAAGCAGAGCCACACAUGGAAUUUAAUAUCAGCCAGGGUACUCUGUUUGGUUCAGUGGUUAAAGUAACCUGUGAAGAAGGUUACCAGAUCAGUGGAUCAAGCUUCAAACAGUGCCUUACAAAAGGGUGGUUUGGAAAGGCAUCAUGUAACAUUGUUACUUGUUCCAAACCAAUCGAAGUGGAAAAUGGCGAACAUUCUUGGAAGAGUGACAAUAAACCAGAAUAUCAACAAACUAUACAUUUCACAUGUAAAGCAGGAUACACCAUGCUUGGGAAUCAAACUAUUCAGUGUACCAAAACCGGCAAAUAUGAUUCUGAGCCUCCACAAUGCAUUGGUUUGACCACAGAAGGCAAAAUUACAACAAACAUUAUUACAACUGCUCCCACAACAACAGAACAAGAAACAUCCACUGCUAAUGGUAUGACUGUCACACCAACUUUUCACAAAGCCACAACUGUCACAGCUAGACCAUCCACAAAUAUCUCAACACUGAAACAAGGUUACAGAAUAAGAUCAUCUGAGGAAACUAAUACUACAGCCAGUACUUCAAAAAAAGAACAGAAUAUAGAGACUUUAAAUAUAAACAAAGAUAAAGGACAUGCAGCUGUUAUAAUCAGUGUGGUGGUUGUUACAAUAGUACUCUGCCUAGUUGCAUUCUUUUUAAAGAAGUUUCUUAUGAGAAGAAAAGGCUCAUAUGACACUGGAGAAGACCUGAAGCCGGAGUUAUUACAGUUCCAAAGUCUUUAAGUGUCCUUCUUCAUUCAGAUCUGUUGGGAAUGGGCCCAUCUGUUAGGACAUCUACUGCAGAUGAAGGAUUGCCAAACUCUGAGUGCCUUACCAACUAGCAUUGGACAAAACAAGUGGCUUUCAUUUAUAGUUUUAUUUUUGCACUUUUAAUAGAAGACCAAACCUAUUGUAAUACUAUUGUAUUGUGUCAAAGCUUAAUAUUUAGAACCACUUUUUUAUAGUCAUUUUUGUAAUUCGUCUAAGUAAGUUGUAAAUAUUUUUGUAUGUACUAUUUAUGUUGUAAACCAUUUUUCUACAUAUGUUAUAAAUUAUUUCAGUAAUUUAAAGAACACACAGUUUAAAGUUCUUGAGAAAGCUUUAUCCUUUGAGCUUCUAGGUUUUCCUGUUGUGUUCCAUUUUAUCACAACAGAGACAUAAUACAAGUUGUUCAGGAAGGACACAAUGGAGUUAAUUCAGUUUACAGUCUGCUUUGGAGGCUGGUGAAGAUACUAUCUGUUAUUCGCCUCCUGACUUGUCUUUCUUUUCAUAAUUGUUUAUUGUUCUCGGGUGGUUUUAUCUACUCUGCAGAACAACAGAAAUCCUUUUCAUUGAGAAAGAUUCCAAAACAUCACUGCAAUGUAACAUUUUCAGAUAAAAAAGGGGGAAAAAAUCCAAUUUUUAACAAUAAAGUAAUGUAUAUAAAAAUG